CUUUCAGAGGCUUUAUAGUUCCACAAACUCGAAGUUUGAUUUGAAUAAGGAAAGGGUGGAGUUUCAUAAUGCUUUGCCAGGAGUCAUCGAUAUUCUUGCUAAGCAUGAAAAGUUUCAAGAAAUGCCUGAAGCUGAUAAAUGGAUGAGAAAUGUCCUUAAUGGCAAUAUAAUCGGCGGUAAGAACAUGAGGGGCUAACGACGGUAAUGUCUUACAAAAUGAUUGAAAAGCCAGAGAACAUCACGGAAGAGACGUUACGACUGGCCAGGACUUUGGGAUGGUGUGCUGAAAUUUUGCAAGCAUACUGCCUCGUGUUAGACGAUAUCGCAGACGGCUCCAUCACUCGCCGAGGCAUGCCUUGCUGGUAUAGACGAGAGGACGUCGGCAUAGCGAAUGCAGUUAACGAUGCAACGCUCAUCCAUUAUUGUCUACUGCAGAUAUUGCGAGCGAACUUCGAGAAAUCACCUAAUUAUGUUAAUUACUUCCAUAAUUUUAACGAGACGCUCUUCUACACAAGUCUCGGACAAUAUUUGGAUAUAAUGACAGGAUUAACUAAAAAGAACUACAGUUUAUUUACUAUGGAACAUUACGAUGCUAUAGUCAAACAUAAAUCUGCCUAUUAUACGUACAAGCUGCCCAUAUCACUGGGAUUCAUGUUGGCCAACAGGUAUAAUGAAGAAACUCAUAAGGAUGUGGAUGACAUUUCUAUGAAAUUGGGGAGGCUCUUUCAAAUGCAGGACGAUUAUAUCGACUGCUACGGAGAUGAAAAUAUGACCGGGAAAAUGGGAAGCGAUAUCCAAGAAGGAAAAUGUUCAUGGUUAGCAGUAAAAGCCCUUCAACACUGCAAGCCUAAUCAUCGUGCCGUAUUCACGGUUUGUUACGGAAGCAAAGAGCCGGCACACAUAGAACGAAUAAAGGUACUUUACAACCAGCUCAAGAUUCCACAGCUUUACAAAGAGGAAGAAAAUGAAAUCUACAACAAAAUUGUACAAAGAAUACAAGAUGUAUCUUCAGAAUCAGAACGAGAAUUAUUCCUACAAGUCUUGCACGAUACUUAUGGGAGAAAACGUUAGUUUUAUGUUUGGUUUUACUUGAGGAUAUACAUUUAAUAAAAUAAUGC
Messenger RNA from Helicoverpa armigera (cotton bollworm), 1118 nucleotides. It is a transcript of the gene Fpps2, whose product is annotated as farnesyl pyrophosphate synthase. Gene Ontology annotation, biological process: trans, trans-farnesyl diphosphate biosynthetic process. Gene Ontology annotation, molecular function: dimethylallyltranstransferase activity; (2E,6E)-farnesyl diphosphate synthase activity. The transcript is spliced from 5 exons. The coding region runs from base 205 to 1071 and encodes 288 amino acids. Gene Ontology annotation, cellular component: cytoplasm. The record is from RefSeq and is a predicted model, not a curated record. NCBI's taxonomy places the organism in Eukaryota, Metazoa, Arthropoda, Insecta, Lepidoptera, Noctuidae.